CGACUAUUGCCCGUGAGCACCUGCUUUGUGUCUUGCACAGAGGUGGAACCUUCCGCUCCUCCCAAAGCCAAUUGCUGUGACUGCCACCAUGGGGCGUCCCAAGAGAGUCCUCUCCUUCAUGUCGCAAUGGGGUGGGCCCGCUCAUCUCCAGAAGAAUCCCCCCUCUGCUACACCGUCGCCUGGCCCGUCUUCGCCCCCGCUCUCGCCUUCGACCAAGCAACUCGCCGACUCGACCAGCUAUUCGCAGUCGGCCACCGCGCUGGACACGUACAACAACGAACGAGCCUCGCCUAGCCCCGCCCAGCUCGCUCGCUCAGACUCGAGGGUGUCGCUACGCCCCAUGUCGAUGAUCCAGACAUACCAGCCUCCAGUCAUGGAGGUCAGUCAGGACACGCUGCCCGAGCUGCAGCGCAUCUUCAUGUUCCUGAACAGCCACUCGAACAAGCUGUAUCAGGAGGGCUACUUCCUCAAGUUCCAUGACACAGACACUCGUGGCCGCCCCGCACUCGAUCGGAAGUGGCAGGAGUACUUUGUCCAGCUCGUAGGCACCAUCCUCUCGCUAUGGGAUGCAAGUGCGCUGGACAGGGCAGGUGGUGACGCUGAGGUGGUGCCAACCUUCAUCAACCUCACAGACGCUGCAAUUCACAUGAUACCGACCAUGACGUUGAAAGACGGCAAGAGACUCGACAAUAUCCUCAGCGUAUCGACGGCCGCGAGUAACAAGUACCUGUUCCACUUCGAUUCGUACCAUGCGUUGACGCAAUGGACCGCCGGCAUCCGGCUCGCCAUAUACGAGCACACGUCCCUGCAGGAGGCAUACACUGGUGCUCUGAUCGCGGGCAAGGGAAAGACACUCAACAACAUCCGUGCAAUUCUAGACAGGCAGUGCGCAGUGUACGAGGACUGGGCUCGUGUGCGCUUUGGUGCAGGCACGCCGUGGCGCCGCUGCUGGUGCGUCGUGACACCCCCAGACCAGAAGGAAUACGCGAAAUUGCAAAAGUCGCAGAAGAAGGCAAACGCCUACGACCGGUCCCAGGUGAUCAUGAGGGGCGACAUCAAAUUCUACGACACCAAGAAGAUCACCAAGAAGACGAGACCCAUCGCGACAGUCACGGACGCCUACUCGUGCUACGCUCUCUAUCCACAGUCGAAGCCGCUCAUUGAUCAAUCCACUUUGGUCAAAAUCGAGGGUAGAAUCACCAUUCACUCAACUCCGGCAACUACAACUGAAGGGUUCGUCUUUGUCAUGCCAGAAACGCGACCAGCUGUGUCAGGGUUCGAAAUUAUGCUCCAAUAUCUUUUCCCCGUCUUUGACACUUUUAAUCUCUAUGGACGCCCGAAGAAGCUCAUCGCGGAUGUCCUAGACACCCGUGGAUUGAUGUUUGCCAUGCCUCCAGACAAAAGAUACGGAUAUCUGGAAAUGUGGGAUGUAGUCAGUCUGAUCAACACUGAAGGUAGCUCAAGUUGGACGGAGCGUCAGUGGAGGAAGCAGCUCAAGGACCUGACUUCCACGCGUAUGACAGCAGGCCCUGAGCGCAACCUCAGCUCCAGCAGAGGGCCUCGGAGGAACACAGUCAGUCGAUCAGGGUUUACUCCUUCACGUGGGACUCUCAGAUUUGAAGACCAUGGCUCUAUCCGUUCCCAGCCCUCUACUCGUCAGACCUCGCCCAUCAGAGAGGUCGACGUCGAACCUCAGUUGCCUCAGCGUAUAGCGACAGUACCGACGGCAGGUCCAUUUGCUACUCCACGUCAUCAGCGCUCAGUUUCUGAGCACACGGUCGAUUACAGCAGGCAUCAGGGAUCACCAUCACGUAUGGCCUAUGGCCAAAGCGCACAUGCUUACGACACUCCUCCAGCCCCACCAGUUCAUGGUGUAUUCAACAGCGUCCCUCAGAAUGGAGCCUCCGAACAUUAUGCAGCAUCUGAUAGCGAUGAUGCCCCGAGUCCCGAGCCACGAGAUCUGCCCGAGAUGCCAAUUGCGCCUUCUGCACCCCCUCAAGGCCCAAUAGAUUCUCCGCCAAUGUUCGUACAUGCGGCCUACCAAGAGCCACCCAUCAGACCUUCUGUGCCGCUCACGAUGAAGCCCAACCCGCAAGUCGACUCUGCCACGCUCCACCAGAUGGCUGAUGCUACACAUGCACCUUUGGCGACAGGAACAGCAGUAGCUGGUGCAACGGCUGCAUGGAAGGGCCAGGAGAACCUGCAUACUAGACGAUACGGUGAUCUGGGCGCAGACCCUCAGCAGAUGUACCUCAGCGCUAAUGGGAGACAUCCGCCUGCUGACCGUCAAUCCCCCAACCGACUACCUACAAUUCCUGCGUCACCUUACGUUGAGCACACGGAAUUUGUUGAUUCGCCGAUGAGGUAUCAGCCCACGGCUCCACCUGUGCCUGAACAUGGCGAGCAGCAGACGCAGUUCACCCAAGAACUUCCAUUUCGCCCGCAUUCUGGUGGCGGAGGCGGUCAAAUUCAGCGAAAACCAGUACCAGGUCGGUCCCCCCAACUCUCGCAAGAGGAUGACACUCGCUCGAUAGCUAGCUCAACUCUCGAUAGUCUACGAAACGAUGUAAUCGAUCCCGACGCUCUCGAUGCUCUCAACCAUACCGACACCUUACUGUUACGCCAAGCCAGCACGUCAAGUAGUCGCUAUGACGACGAUGCGCUAUCAACAUCGACGCCUGACUACGCUAGCGUGGCCAGCGUGGAAAUUGAGCCACGAAAGCUUCCUGCAAGACAAGUUGACCGCCCAAGAAGUGGAAUUAUGACAACCAUCGGUGAUCCCAGUUUGGCACCCAAAUCCAACGUUUUGCUCAGCGACGUUCACUAUGCAUCGGACGUGGAGCAAACGCAGGGUUCAUCACACAUGCCUAACAUCGAUUUUGGGCCUACCUACGUGCUAGGCUUGGACAACAAACGCCCAGGGACGAGUGGGACGAUGACGCAAAUGAUGCACGACAGCAGCUUUUCACAAUCAAGAGAAGAUCUUGCACCAUCCCCCAAUGAGCAGCGUCGGCUGUCAUACGCUCCAGGGCGGUCCACACCAAACACGGCGUUGCACAUGCGCAGUUUUUCAGAAUCUCCUCAAAUUCCCGAAUCACGUAGCGUCCCCUGGCAACCUGUAACGGCAGUGCAACAGCAGUCAGACCGACCAAAGUUUGAUGCCGAGGAGUGGGUGAUGAAUCGUGCUGCCUUCCAACCGCAAAACAUGAUGCAUGCUCAUGCUCAUGCUCAUACUCAUACUCACGGAAGGAGCAAUUCAGAGACUCCUCCACCUAUGAACCGCGCGCGAUCUGGUGAUUGGGCUCACUUGCAGCGGACUCCAGAGGGUCCACCUUCGCCAGGGCGUCCAUCCAGCCGGCUGCUCACGCAUAGCCGUCCCCAAUCUCGUGGCGCUGACUAUCUUCUCGAUUCGCGGCCCACCUCACUCUCUGCUCGCGAGCAGGAACGGGUGGCUCGAAUGACGAACACCCCGCUGAUUGAUCUGACAAGGAACCCUGCAAAGAAACAGCAACAGUCAUCGCAAGGUCUGACAGCGUUCAUAGAUUUCCGUGAGAAGGAAAAGGCAGCAGUCAAGGCAAAGAACCGACAGUCAUCAGCGAUGCAGGCUGAAAUCGACAGACGUAUGCUGCAAACUCAGGAUCGACAGUUCAAAGAAGUUCAGCAGCAGCAACGACAGAUGAUGGAAGCGCAGCAGAUGGCAAUGGCACAGAGCAACUACGGUGCACCGAGUAAUUACGCGCCGAGUAUGAUGGGCACACCAAGCAUGAUGGGCACGCCGAGUGUGAUGGGUAUGCCUAGUGCCAUCGCAAUGACGCCGAGCACAAUGGGACCACCAAGUGUCAUGGGAAUGUCACAGGGUUUCGGAACACCAACAGGAGGCGUACCGGGGAUGGCCUAUUCAACUCCGGGAUCUAUGCAGCAAAUGUACCCACAGCAAGGUUACUUCCAGCAAGUCGCGUCGCCAGGAAUACAGAUGCCCGGCGGGUGGAUUCAAACUCCGCAGCCGAUGCCUAGUCCACAGUUUAUGCAGCAGAUGCAGCAGCAGAUGCCACAACAAACGAACAUGGGUCAGCAACCACAACAAUCAACCACACGAGCAUAUGGAGCGAGUUUCGACCAGGCACAGGCAUUAAGACACGGACAACAACAGGGACAGCAUCGACGAAUGUAGGACUUGACGGGAAGUGACAUGAAAGAUUGAGAGCAUUCGAGAGCAAACGGAUUGAUCACGAUGAAA
Messenger RNA from Dothidotthia symphoricarpi CBS 119687, 4237 nucleotides. RefSeq lists its product as uncharacterized. The transcript is spliced from 4 exons. The record is from RefSeq and is a predicted model, not a curated record. Bases 89 to 4171 code for a protein of 1360 amino acids. Lineage: Eukaryota; Fungi; Ascomycota; Dothideomycetes; Pleosporales; Dothidotthiaceae.